AGAGGUCAUAUCAUUUUCUCUGGCUGUAUUUGACUCUCCUGUCCUCUUGUUGCAGGUGCAGGACAGGAAAGGGUCUGAUUCACACACUUCUCACAGGAGCUUCCUGUUUCCUCAGCUCUUACAUUCUACCAACAUGAAGCAUUCGUCACAUUCUUUCAUUAAAUGAAUGUAGCAAAGUCCUGUCCCAAUGGAAUUCUGACAAUAUCACGGCUUGGCGUUGACUGUUGACAUAUGCUCCCAAAUGAGAUUAAGACAGGAAAACAUCACAGUUACACAGAGGGCCUAAGUUGCAAAACAAAAGCACAGUCUUUAUCCUAACCUGUUGAACGACUGCUCCAAGAUGGCAAACCCCAGCUCACUCUUGGUCACUGAUGGGGCAGUGCUGAGCCAGGUUGAAGUGGAUCAAUAUAUCCUCUCUGGCAUGGCUGAAGUGGAUACGUGUGAGUUGGGGUUCACUAGGAAGUAUGACCUCAUCCCAUCCAUCGUCUGCUCAGUAUGCUUUCUGUUUGGCCUCAUCUACUGCUUUUUUGGUAUGUUCCUGACCUGUAAUAGAGGACAGUUGUAACUUUCACAUGUGUACUCUCAAGACAUACACAUUACAAAUAUGAUAGGCAUAUCUGCAAUCUGCUCCACUAUAGAUACAUCAUUAUUUAAUUCCCAGUUGACCUUUAACCUCAUCAUAUUAAGUGAAACUAUUUCAUCAGCUCACUUUGAGUCGAUGGGCUUACCCUACCUAUAUUGUAAUCUUACAAUAAACACAGGAGGGCCAGGUGUCUGGGCUGGGCCAGCCCGGCGUAUAAAGUGGAUAAUCUCUAGGGUAGGCUUGGAAAGAGAGACAGAUGGGCCACCUGGUUCUGCUGCAUUCCUCUGAUAGAGAGUUGGAGAAUAGCCACCUGGGAUGAUUCAGGUAGCCUCCUGGCCUGGUCCAAAUCCAUUAAACCCAACAGAUGCACUCGCCGUGAAUGUUGUCUGAUAAUAGACACGUUUAGAUUGUCUUAAGCAGACUAUGCUUCAUGUGAAGUCAACUAUGUCUCAAAUAUUCUGUAAACUGUGCAGUAUACCAAAGACAAACUCUAGUCUAAAAAUGACUUUUUUAUUAAUAAAUCCCAACUCUGUCAAACCUAUUACACUUAAAGGACAAUUCCGCCACUGUUCAACCUCAUAUUCAUCAUCUCCAGCACCAUACCAGUGUCGACAUAUCUGAAAAUGCCUCGUUUCUAUGAUCUGUGGUUAAAAAGAUAAGAAGAAAGAUCCUAAAAAAAAAUGCUUCUCUCUGACAUCACAGGGUAGGAUUCAAAGUUUUUUUUAAACAGUGAUUUUCAAAACCUGCAACAAGUUUCUAGCCAGAGGGGGGGGUAUUCUCUUGCUCUACAUCACCGUGAAUCUCAUAGAGUUUGAAAAUCACUGUUUUUUAAAUGUUUUAACUUUCGAUGACAUCAUAGUGUAGAACUUUUUUACUUACUUUUCUUUCCUACAAAACAUAGAAAUGCACCGUUUUCACAUAUGUAGACACUGGUAUUGUGCUGGAGAUAAUGAAAAUGAGGUUGAAAAGUGGUGGAGUUGCCCUUUAAGUACACUUUUGCUUCCUUCUUAAUCUUGUUACUUAACAUCCCCCCAAUUGUUUCUCUUUCUUUAGGAUACCGCUGCUUUAAGAUGGUCAUGUUCCUGUCAGGCUUCAUGUUUGGGUCUGCACUAGUCUGCCUGUUGUACCAUAAGGAGCCUGUGCUGGAUACUCAGUUGACUAUGGAGACCAAAGCAGGCAUCCUCCUGGGAGUGGCUGUGCUCUGUGGCCUGGUGACUAUGCUGGUACAGACUGUGGGGCUCAUCAUUACUGGCCUACAUCUGGGUAGUCUGCUCACCCUUGCCAACUUGCUGGUUGUCGGACAGUUUUACAGCCUUACCCCACUAUGGGCGCCUCUCGGUGCCCUCCUGGCCACGAGCACCUUUUGUGCCAUUCUCACACUGCAGUGGCAGAAACUAUUCACUGUGCUCUCCACGGCUGCAGUCGGCGCCGCUGUGGUGAUGGCGUGCGUGGACUUCUUUGUAGAGACGUCGCUGCUGGCUGGCCAUGCGUACGACAUCCUGUCUCAGGUUCCCCCUCGUCCCCUCUGCUGGUACAGCUGGGUUAUAACAGGCGUAUGUCCUCUAUUCAGUCUGAUGGGGGUAGUGGUGCAAUGGAUGCUCACUGCCAAAGGAGUGUCCCACACAGAAGGUGAGUGACACAGUUUCAUAAAAACAUGGAAUGCUUACAUCCUCGGUCAUCACUACUUCAGUUGAAACUUAGGUUAAACUUAACAUGUAAACUGGUUACAACAUAAUUCUCUCUUUUUCUGUCCCAUGCUAAAUUACAUUGAAUGCCCCCAAGUACCUGUCAGUGGCCGACAAAGACAGGUCCAACUGAUGCGAAUCAGACAGAGAGAUGCCCAGAGACGACCCCAGCAGGGCACUUACCGCCAUCGCAAGCCUCCAAUCCUGAAGCGCUAUGCUGGAGACGUCCUGGCCCCAGUGAGUUACUUCACCACUAAUGGGCAUGAAUGAGCUUGAUUAAAACACUUAUUUCAAAACGUUUAUGCACUUAGCUAAUAUACAUCGUUGUGGUUCAUGUCUUAAAAAAUACAAAUAAUUGACCAAUGUAAAUUAUUUUCAAUCAUCCUAGACCUAGAGAAUCAAUGUAAUGUUUUCCUUACCACUUGCCUUCCAGAGUUACAUCCAAAGCACUCGUGACCGCCAGAUGGGUUCAGGCUCCUCUACCAGCAGCAUCAUCAGCAACAGCACAGUCAACCACACCAUGAUAGACUUUGACUUUGAGACAGGCUCCAUGGUGCCCCUGACUGCCUCCUCCCUAGUCUAUAGGGUCUGAGGGAAAAUACUAGGCAUCACCUUCCAGUUCCACUGAGGUGCCCAACACUUGUCUCCAGCAGACCAUUCAUAGACUGUUUUUUGAGACGACAGACUGAUUCUAGAGAAGAUUCAACAGACUAAAUCACCUUGUUUUGUUUAUUAUUGACAGUCUUAAGGUAUCAGACAGUCAAUCGUAAUAUAACACAUUGAUCCUACUUCCAAUAAAUAAAAUUGCUUUAUUUUAAUCAGUUUGCUAAUAUACAUUUUUGUGAAGACAUCCAUUGUUACAGUUUUAUGCACAGUGUACAAGAGGGGGGAAUUCUACGUUUAGGGAUUUAUAUACAUUUUACAUGCCUUGCACAAGAGAUACAGUACAUAAAACAUCUGUGUAACUCUUGUGUUGUCAAAAUAAAUAAACAUCCUUAAAUGUUACUAUAUUUCACCUCAGAGGGUUAGGUGAUACAUUGGCUAGGCUAUGCGGUAUGAAAGUCCUGUCUACUUCCGAUACGUUUUAUCUAUAAUUUC
Molecule: messenger RNA, 3366 nt
Organism: Coregonus sp. 'balchen'
Lineage: Eukaryota; Metazoa; Chordata; Actinopteri; Salmoniformes; Salmonidae
Source: the annotation of a GenBank genome assembly